CGCUCCUGCGCCGGGGACUCGUCGCGGCGGCAGCAGCAGCAGUAGCAGCAGCGGAGCGGAGCGGAGGCAUCGCGGGUUGAAGACGCCGCGGUGGAAACGGCCGCGGCUGACGCCGGUCCUCCUUCCUUCUCUUUCGCGCUAGGCUGCGCGGCCGCGCAAGUCUCACCGCCCGGCUUUCCUUUUCCUGCCGCUGCGGCGCACACCGCGGAUCUCGCAACAGGAGAGAAAGAGACGUUUUGACGCUGCGACACCCCCCCCGUUUUGUUAUUUUUAUUAUUAUUAUUUUAAUUUUUUUAUUAUUAUUUUUUGCCCCCUUUUUCUUUACCUGCUGCGCUCCGGGGUCUUUGCCGGCGACAAGGACAGCAGUGCCCCCCGGGGAAGCCGGAGCCCUGCGGAUGCGCCUCCCCGGGACCGGGGGAGCUGACUCUCGGAGUGGAUUUAUUGACUCGCGAUUGCUUCCGAGCUCCCCGAAACAGCCCGGGCUGGUGCCUGUGCGGAUUGCAAACUGCAGGGAGCAGUGAGAGACACACAGGAGGAGCCUCCUGCUGAGGCUGUGUCCCUUUUCCCCAACCGCUUUUUCUCCCACCACCAUUUCUUUUAUUUUACCUUUUUUUUUGACUCAUUUUCGCGCGAGCCUUAGACACUGUGAACGUGUAUGGCGCACUGGAUCCAAAUGGGAGUUGGCAGUUUGAGUGGCAUCUUCCAAGGCAGCCGGGAGACCCCCAGUAAGAGGAAGGACUGAGGCGAUUCCAUUUUUUUUAAUUUUUUUUUUUUUGUUAUUGCUGUUGUUACUUCGGAGGUAGCUUGGAUCUUACCUCGCAGGAGAAUUUCCUACAUGCGAGUGGCAUACAUGACUCAGUAGAUCUGUUUGCAGCUCUCACCAAGUGCAUCGUCGACCCUUCGCAUGUGAUUUUAAUUUUAUUUUUUUUAAUUCUUUCUUCCCUACCAAUCGUCCCGGCUGUUGGGAUACCGAGCACCCAGCCUGCUGUUGCUGCUCAGGUGCGGGGAAGCCGCACGGCGGAGUUGGCGAGGCUCCGGGGAGGGACUCGGUGCCGCCUGCGACCAUGGCAGCGCGGAGGCGAGACGCCUCCGCCUGGAAGUACUGUUGGGGAGUCGUGAUGGUUUUAUGCAGAACUGCACUGGCGAGGUCCAUCGUUUUAGACCCCAUAUAUUGGAAUUCCUCCAACCCCAAAUUCCUUCCUGGACAAGGAUUGGUACUAUAUCCUCAGAUAGGAGACAAACUGGAUAUUAUAUGCCCAAAGGUGGACUCUAAAACUGUUGGCCAAUAUGAAUAUUAUAAGGUCUACAUGGUUGAUAAAGACCAAGCAGAUAGCUGUGCUAUUAAAAAGGACAAUACACCUCUACUCAACUGUGCCAAGCCAGAUCAAGAUGUUAAGUUUACCAUCAAAUUUCAAGAGUUCAGUCCUAAUCUCUGGGGCCUGGAAUUUCAGAAGAACAAAGAUUAUUACGUCAUAUCAACAUCAAAUGGGUCUUUGGAGGGCCUGGAUAACCAGGAGGGAGGGGUGUGCCAGACAAAAACCAUGAAGAUCCUCAUGAAAGUUGGACAAGAUCCCAACUCGGCGGGGCUGCCCCGGAACACGGAUCCCACCAAGCGCCCCGAGCAGGAAGCUGGCACCAACGGGAAGAGUUCCACCACCAGCCCCUUUGUGAAGGACCACUCAGGAUCUAGCACAGAUGGCAGUAAGGCUGGGCAUUCCAGUAUACUGGGUUCAGAGGUGGCCUUAUUUGCAGGGAUUGCAUCAGGGUGCAUCAUUUUCAUCGUCAUCAUCAUCACUUUGGUGGUUCUUUUGUUGAAGUACAGGAGAAGACACAGGAAGCAUUCCCCGCAACACACGACAACUCUCUCACUCAGUACGUUAGCCACCCCAAAACGCAGUGGCAACAACAAUGGUUCUGAGCCCAGUGACAUUAUCAUUCCUCUAAGGACUGCAGACAGUGUCUUUUGCCCCCACUACGAAAAGGUCAGCGGCGACUAUGGACAUCCGGUGUACAUAGUUCAAGAGAUGCCUCCUCAGAGUCCAGCAAACAUUUAUUACAAGGUCUGAGAAACACACAACCAACUCUGUGGUACAGUUGAGUCGUAGAGGAAACUCACUGGUCAAAUGCUUUCUGUUGGGGUUUGUGAUGAUGCCUUGUGCGCUAGCAUUGACUCAAGCACACGGGGGGAGAAGGCGCAAGCUCUUUCUCCAGGAGCCAACACGAGCUGGACAGCUUACCUAGUCUGUAGAAUUCCUAUCUCGGUGAAUAAGUAUUCACUAAAAGCUGGAAGACUUUUACGUAGAAGAUGCCCAUUCUGAUUGCUGUACUCUUGUUACGUUCAUCAUCCUCAAAGCCAUGUGCUGCGGGCGUUCAGGCAUGUGCAAAAGCCAAGGGAAGACGGAGUGAUCCGUGGAUGUUAAUAGCUCUAGGCAUCCUGGGAAGGUGCUCUAGGAUAUAUCAAGCUUGAAAUGCAAUCUUCUGACUUUUGUGUGUCUCUCUCAGUGCGUACUGGAUUUGUCACACAGACCUUGGUGUCUAAGUAAGACUUGUUAAAGUUCUCUUGCUUUUAGUCCGUCACUGUUCCAUUUGUUUCUGUUAUUCGAGGCUCUGCCAUCCUUCACAUAAGAUUUCCUUUCACUCCACCUCCCGAAUCACUAAUGGAACAUUAAUGUUUGGAGAUCCGCGCUCCAUCCAUCUGCUACAGCAGCCUCACUCGAAUGGGUAAUGCAUUUAUAGAAUUUGUGUUUGAUAGUAAGGAGCCUUCCAGCCAAAAUGUUAGGCUGUCAACAAAGUCAAGAGCAGGACUGGGUGGUGGAGGGAAGGGCUGACUGCAGUUGCAGUUGAAUACUGCUGCCUCAAAACUAGAAGCUGGGAAGAAAAAAGAAAAAAAAAACAAAAAAAAAAACAAAAAACAAAAACAAAA
Grus americana (Whooping crane) is the source of this 2923-nucleotide messenger RNA. RefSeq names its product ephrin B2 (gene EFNB2). The coding region runs from base 1065 to 2066 and encodes 333 amino acids. Gene Ontology annotation, cellular component: plasma membrane. Gene Ontology annotation, molecular function: ephrin receptor binding. Lineage: Eukaryota; Metazoa; Chordata; Aves; Gruiformes; Gruidae. The record is from RefSeq and is a predicted model, not a curated record. Gene Ontology annotation, biological process: blood vessel morphogenesis; axon guidance; ephrin receptor signaling pathway. The transcript is spliced from 5 exons.